This is a messenger RNA of Trichoderma harzianum CBS 226.95, 1026 nucleotides long. RefSeq lists its product as hypothetical. The transcript is spliced from 2 exons. The coding region runs from base 1 to 1026 and encodes 341 amino acids. Lineage: Eukaryota; Fungi; Ascomycota; Sordariomycetes; Hypocreales; Hypocreaceae. The record is from RefSeq and is a predicted model, not a curated record.
AUGACCGCAACGACGACUUGGGUCUAUGAUCUUGGGGUCAUCAGCGUGGUAGGCCUUAUUACGUCUGUGGUGCGCACCAGUGCAAGGCAAUAUUUUGAGCGGUCGAUAUCAGAGUGGUCUAAGCUUGAUGAAGCAGUCAAGAGCAGAUUGGCCGUUGAAGUGGGCGUUAUACCAUCUCGAAUCGUCUUGUUCUACCUCACUCUGCCACUUGUACUGAAUGGAUUCUCCCCUAUGGAGACAUGGACAGCGAGUGAUACAACAAAUUCUCUGCUAUCGUGCGCUAUUUUGACUGGAGCCUAUAUCAUUGAUCUUACCGUUACAAGGAAUGACAAGGCCGCUACGUUGCAUCAUAUCAUGGGUCCAGCCUUACUACUAUGGAUUCGUCUCUGCUUCUCAUCAUUCACCUCUUCAGAUGCACUAUUAUGUCGGUUGCUCAUCCAAUUUGUGUUUUUUGGAGCAACAAUCUCAGGUGCUACAACAACCACACUGGUAUUUCUGUACCAGUUCAGAAAGACAUGGUUCAGAUCCAGUACUAGUAACGCGUAUCUCUAUUUCACAUUGCUUCUUCCGGUAUUAGCUUUAUCCACUAUUGCCAGCACUUUUUAUUGCACUACCUAUCUAUUAGUCUGGUUCGACGAAGUUUUCGCCUAUUUUGGACAUUGGGGCUAUCUACCGCUUGGAUGGGUUUUGGUCGAGUGUGGCAUGCAGUGGAAAUGGCUAAUGUGGUUCUACAACUUUGACGAGUGGUACCGCAACACUACAUAUGAAGACCCAAAGGAGUCGAAUGAAACCAAAGCGCACAUGGCGAAGGUGGCCUCAACUGCAUGGUGGCUCCCGAGGUGGCGCUUUGUAGCCAUAAAGCUCCUGGCUGCGACGUGGUUUAUUACUGUACUGGGAGUCAUUUGGAAGUCAGGCGAUGUUCAAUUUUUGGGAAGAAAAGUCGCUGGAAUUGCUGCAAAUGCUUGGAAAGAGGGGCUAAAGAUUCGUUACGAUAUAUUAGAUGUCCAGAAACACGUGGACUUGUGA